Lactuca saligna is the source of this 429-nucleotide messenger RNA. The record is from the annotation of a GenBank genome assembly. Lineage: Eukaryota; Viridiplantae; Streptophyta; Magnoliopsida; Asterales; Asteraceae.
AUGGACUUGCAUGUAUUGGCCGACGCUGCCGAUGGUCUUUCCGCCAUGGAAACUGUGCCUGAAACUGUGCCUGAAGCAGUUGGUUCUCCUGAAGAAGAUUAUGGAAUUGCUGAUGGUGACUCAUUGGAAUUAAGGACUUCACUCAUUUCAGAGGUUGAGAAAACCAACUCGAUUAUGGCUCGAAGAAAUCAAAGGAGAAACCACCCAAAUGACAUAACCGACCAUCGUUUCUUGCAAUUCCCACGAAGUCUUAACAAUGAAACUCGUGGCAAAUAUUUGAACACCUUAAGUUUACUGCUCACGAAAGAGAUUGACAUCGCACCUUCAUUCGACUGGGGAUUGGCAUCCCAGACUGGACUAGACGAACGGAUCCAGAAUUUUUUGCAAUACACCUACUUGGACGCGAGUGGUGUGUCAUUUUUCCUAUGA